Amoebophrya sp. A25 is the source of this 5496-nucleotide messenger RNA. NCBI's taxonomy places the organism in Eukaryota, Dinophyceae, Syndiniales, Amoebophryaceae. The record is from the annotation of a GenBank genome assembly.
GAAAUGUCCUGCUACAACAAGCAAACAAAGACGAGGGAACCGUGAAACCUCAAGUAGUACAGCACAGCGUCAGAAAAGUGCAUCAAGAGUUGUCUACGGCAGAUUUACUACGACUAGAUGCUUUGGAAAAAAUGCAAGAAUAUGCGAACCAGGCAUCUUUUAACAAUGCUGCUCACGCAGUGAAGACAGUGACUGGAGGAUGUGAGGAGAAUCAAGAUGCCGCUUCUACUUCUAGGACACCUACUACAACAGUUGUACGAGAUGAGGGGAACAAGAACUCUGGUGAUGACUCACAAGAAGCACAGUCCGCUAGAAGAAGUAGCUUCAUCGACAAGAAUGGUGCUUCACACUCCGCAACGUCCUCGUCUAGCCUAAACGACAGGGCACAGACGUCAACGCAGAAAAACAAUGCGAAGAUAGUGUCGACGAAAGAUGCUGCCUCUUCCACACAGCAGACGUCGGUAGUUGCGAAAGACGCUGCCUCUUCCACACAGCAGACGUCGGUUUUUGGUUCUUUUUUCCACAGUAUCCUGCAUUCAACGUUCCGUGUGCCCGUCUUCAUGAACCUGGGGAUGUCGUCGUUUCUGCAACAGAAGUCUUCAAAAACAGAAUCUCUGCACCACAAUCAAAACGCUCUUGCAGUUCUUACCCAUUGUCGAGCUUUAGUUGCAGCAAGUCAAGAAGAUCUUGUCGUGCCACUAUCUUCUUCACAAAGAAGAACAAGUAGCAGCGGGGACACACAUACAAACCCAAGUGAUGCUCAACAACAGCUACCCCUGGUACUCCUGCACAAAAGCCAACAACACGCGCACGAUCCGAAUGCAGCCUCCUCUUCUGUAGCCGUACUAGGUUCAUCAUCCUCAUCUUCGCAGUGUGCUGCCGAACUCGCUGGUCAUGGUACUGUGUCACUAGCGGUGCAGGAAAUGGAGCAGGAACUAGAACAACACUUCACAGCGGUUCGCGAAGCAGAGGAUUCGUGUAGGACAGAACGUUAAGGGUUGGAUAAGUUGACCGACUUCUCGAGAAUGAGCAUAUCAAUAUGUAGCAUGUCUAUGGCUUCUCUUUUGCUUUCUCUGCGCCCACCGCUGCUGGUGCGUCGAACUAAUCGAAAAAUUUGUAAUUGUAAUAGAUCAUAUGUGAGAUAGAUCAGAGAGAUGUGAGAUAAACGAUAUUAAGUGAACUUCUUCCAACCCCUAAGAAAAGGCGGAGCAAAAUGCAGCCACAACACAACACGAGGAGUUUGCGGCUGCCGGAGAAGCGGCAGCAGCGGACGCCAAUUCCAAACUUCAAACUUUGCAAGCAGAAAAAGACAACUUGUUGUUAUGGAAGGCGGUUUGGCAGAUCACGAGAAGAUGACUCAAUAAUACUAGAUUCUCUUUUUUGAGAUCACUAGAAAAGGAACUUUUGUUUCCCACCCUCCUCCUCUAAUUUUCGAGUCUCUCAAUGCCCUUGGCGAGUCCGUGAGGGGACUGGAGAGUAGUUGCAAGGAACGGGAAGAGGAGUCGGAGGAAAUAGAGAAGAAGCUCGUAGAGGCACGGGCUGAAUGCUUGCACGAUGCAAAAGCAGGUGCUGGAUUACGCGAUUGCGAAGUCAGCGAGUGGGACCAUGACGUUCGAGAUUGCGACUGCACCGAAAACGACUACAGCGGAAGGGUUUGGAAGAAAGUAUUUAAUUAUUCCAUGAUUGAGUCAGUUUUUCUUCACUUUUUAGCGUGGCAGUAAGUUGCUUGUGAUUUAAUUAAUAUCGAAGUUCUUGUAGAAGUUUUUCAAGAGUAAAGUAGUUCUUGGGACGAGAGAUAACAGCCUUCUUCUAGAAGCGAGGUUUUUGGUUUCGAGAUUGUCUCUGCCAACAAUUAAAUUGCUGAAGGUAGAGAAUGACCUUUUGAGACACAAUGAUGAUGAAAUUUCCUCUUCCAGUUCUUCGCAACCCGUAGCAUUCAAGUGACGCCAACUCCGCUUUUCGGUAUCUCGUGUCCUGUGCUUCGUGAAGAACGCAAGUGCCCGAAGCAGUGUUUGAAGCCCGUAGACUGCGAGUUCGCUGAUUGGGGCGAAUGGGAGUCUUGCUCGGUGACCUGCGGCGGCGGCGUGCGAAACCGAGCACGGAAUGUAGCCAAACUUAUGGCCGCUUAGGCUUCGUCCAUCUUGAUAGAGGUAGAUGAUCCCUCUUCCGGAUAUUUCAAGGGGAUGAUCGUUCUUCAUCUGUUGUAUAUAGACGAUAUUGAUGUAUGACAGGGGUCGAUCCCCCACAUCGAAAUGAACUACUUAGUUGGUAGAUGAGCUAACAAACACGCAGAGAAUGGCGGGAUGGAGUGCACUGGGAUGCCAACGGAGACAGAUCAGUGCAACGUGCAUCCAUGCCACGAGGACACGGCGAUUGAGGAAGCGCAGGGCAAGGAAGAGCAGCCGGUAGCGGCAGAAGAAGCUGAGGGGGACCAGGAUGGAGACAGUGGAGAAGCUGCUGUUGAUGAGACAGGUGCAAAAAGUCGUGCUAGUCCCGUUGCAGUAGACACGGAGCAACAAGCAACAGUAGUACCAUCAGCACCUGACCAAAGCUCUACGGGUGAGGCGACGAGUAGUGCAAGCUCCAAUGUUGCUAGAGGAACACGCGGAGCUCGCGUGGCAGGAGCUUCAUCUAGUCGUGGCAACAGAGGCUCAAAAGGGAGUGGAGGACUUUGUGGUGGCCGCGAAGGCGGCGGCUUUGGUCCGAGUGCUCCUUGUCCUCUCUCCGUCUGGUCGAAGUGGUCUCGCUGCUCGCAGUCCUGCAUGGUCCGCGGCAGUCGUGUGAAGCCCUACCGUGAGAGCCGACGAGCUUGGGCUGGGUUCAACCUCCAAGAAGAGCAGUGUUCGGGUUCAGUACGAGAAUUGGCUCAUUUCGGUGGCCCGCCGGUGAGCGGCUUACUUACUCCUGCAGCGUUAGGCGAGCUGGCACGGAGCGGCCAGUGUCCCGCACGACGGUUGGAGUGGAAUGACAAGUCUGUCGUGGAAAUGCAGGACUGCAACGUCUUGAACCUGUGUCCUAGGAAGCUAGGCUGUGCAGCCCAGAACUGCGAAAACGCAGGGGAAGUUCUUCUAGUGCUGGAUGAUCGGGUCGGCGGAGACGAUUUCGAAGGCCAGAAAAACGUUGCUGCCACUUUGGUAAGAAAGUUGUUGAACAAGAAAGUGGCACCUCUGCAUCUGGGAGGCGAGAAAGGACUUCUCAUGGCUGAUAUGGGGUCUUCCUACGCAGAUUCUGUUGAAGGAAGUGACGAAGAUGGGGAUGGAGAUGAGGAUGAUAAUAGCAGUGGCGAAGAUGAGGAUGAUGAUUACAGCCAACAAAAUGACGAUAAUUUGAUGACAUCAACAAGUGAUGUAUUUUUGCAGCAACAUUCUAGUUCACGAAGACGCGGGAACUCUAUACUGGAGGUUGCCGCGCGUCUCCGUUCACAGUCACCUUGUGGUGAUAACUCACUGCGUGUCGCUCUGUUCAAGUACAAUCGCACCUCGGCUUCAGUACUUGGCAUAUCAUCAUCACCUUCUGCUAGCAAUGAGCAGGAUAGUUCUACUACUUCUGGGAAGGAGAACAACUACAGGAAAAAUGCUCAGUUUUUCUCGCGUAAUGCGGGUGAGAUCGCACUUGCUCUUGAAAACGAUGGGUCGUGGCAGAUGUCUGGUCUAGGUGGUGGUACAACGAAAGAAGCUGCAGCUGGCGUCUCACUCGCACACGACACUUUGGUUGACUUUUUCGCACAAAAGCUCGCGCAAGAGGCAGCUGCAGCACGCAGUGCGCAACAGCAGAUGCAGGGUUUCGCUGCGAAUUUAGAGCGUGUCGAUCCGAAACUAAUCGCAAACCGAACUCGGCCUUGGCGAGAAGCAGAACGAGCCAGAUUGGAUGGUGGGAGCGACAAAACACCAGAUGGUUCGAUUGGAAGCCUCUUCACGGCAGAAUACGGCUUUGCAGUGCACUCAAAUGGUGCUGCGAAGACUGAAGAUGCUGGUAAGACGAACAGUUCAGCAUCUAGUGGUGUCAAUAGUACUAAAAAAAACACUUCGACUUCGUUUCUACAGGUGAUGAGAAUUACAAGAACUACUAGGUCCUCGCGUGCUAGAAGAAGUAGGGCAGAACUUUUGACUCAGCAAGGAGAAGAAACAGUGAACAAUCGUCGUCGACACGCUGCCCUGCAGAGGCGUCGAAAGCAAGAUGCAGUUACCGACUUGUUGAGCACAUUUUCUCUAGGAAGUGGAAAACUAGUAGCUUCACAGGAUCCCAGCACUGCUGGAAAAGAACAGACAUCUCUCCACAUAGUAGCAUCAAGCAGCAACAACUCUUCUGCUGCACACAAGACUAACAACGCUGUCUCGCAACCCCCAGCGGGUCCGCGUUAUCGCAGAAAGCGCACUUUGAUCUUGUUUCUCUCGGAAAUGCCAGAUAAUCUCGGAGCUGUGCAUGCCCAACUCCAGAACCUCAAACAGCAACACGGCUAUCGAGUUCUACUCUUGUAUAAGAAACACGACCGUCCAAGCCAUCCUUUCGAAGCGAACGUUGAUGAUCCGACCCUAGGGACAACGUCCGAUGGCCUCCAUACGUCGGAAUUCGCCCAUUUAGACUACGACUCGGACAAUGGAGCAGAUGAUGAUUAUGCGGCGCCGCUGUUGCCGUAUCUGUUUGUACAAGAACAGCAGAUGAAGAGUACUAGAAUUGGGAUGAGGAGUACUACAAAGGCUGAAAGUACAACCAGUUUGCGAAGUACAAGCAAUCUGAAAAGUACAACAAACCUCAAAAGCACAACUCAGUUACAAUCUACUUCACACUCCAGUAGUGCUCUCACCGCUACUUCCUCCAGCACACUCCUCCUUCGUGCCAAGCUGCAAUUGCAUCAGAAGGAAAAGCAGAGUGUAUCUGUGAAAAACUUCCUUUGUCAAGGGGCUUCUUUUCCUUGUGCUUCGAACACAGCAGAGGUACACACCUGGGAAGAUGCUCUUGGGAAGCCUCAGGUGGUGGACCAAAUCGUCGCAGGCGCUUGCCCGAUCCUGACAGACGAGCCGGAAGAUGGAGAGUAACGAUGGAGGAUGGUACAGAGCAUAUUUUUUCAGGUAAUUACUUGUGCUGGCUGCAUCGCGAGGACUCCGUUUUGAGCCUUCUUCUAGGUUGAAUGAUUACAAGGGAGACCGAACUGGAAGAGAAAGGGCUUGGGAAGACACUAUAACAUGCACUUUCCCAACAUCGGAUUUGAUGGUAUGGAAGGUAAUAUUUAAUUUUUUCCGGUGUUGAUGAUUUAGAAAAUGGGUGCCACGACCUAAGAAUAGUUUGGACAGAAAUGGACAGAUGGUUUUUCUUUUCUCGGAUUGUUGGACACGUAAAUGUAGAUGACUUUUCUUUUCCAUAAUGUUGAACAGAAUUGCUCUUAGAAGAGGUGACAAGGGAUAGCCAGAAACAGAAAAGUGGCAGGGCGAAGAGUACGUUGUAUGCUCUCUGAAAGCAACAUCAGCUUGCGCUUCUGUAACAAGUCUAUAACAUGGG